GCGAUUGGCAUAGCUACAGGAGAGUCCACAGAUUUCAGGUUUCAGAGUUUUCUACGACAUCAGCAGUAGAAAACAGGAAUUUGUUUUGGGAAUAGGGCUUUCAAAGUACAGUAAUGAACGGGGCAGUGGUCAAAAAGACCCAAGACACCCUGGGAAAGGUGAUUAAAAGACCACCUCUCACAGAGAAGCUGCUCAACAAACCGCCGUUCCGUUACCUGCACGACAUACUCAGUGAGGUUAUACGGACCACUGGUUUCUUCAAAGGACUGUACAUUGAGUCAGAGAUGAAAUCAGAUAAUGUGAAGGAGAAAGAUUCCAAAAUUGCAUUUCUCCAGAAGGCCAUAGAUGUGGUGAUGCUGGUCAGCGGGGAGCCUCUGUCAGUCAAACCAGCACGCAUUGUAGCUGGACACGAGCCUGAGAAAACCAAUGAGCUGCUGCAGGCCAUUGGCAAGUGCUGCCUCAACAAGUUAAACAGUGAUGAAGCUGUGAAGCGCGUCUUGGCGGGGGAGAAGGUGGAUCUCAAAAGCAAAGCUUCCUCUUCGUCGAAAUCUCAGGACAAGGAAAACCGAGAGGGCCGCGAUGGUCAUAGAGACCGAGAGGAGAGGAAGGAGAUCAAAGAGAGCAGCCAGAGCAGAGCCCCCAAAGACCCGGACCAGCCCAGAGAGCAGGAGGGCCGGCGGCCGGAGAAGGAGCGGCACCGGGAAGGAGAGCGCUCAGAGAAGGGGCGCGAGAGGGACCGCACGAAAGAGCGUGACCGAGACAAGGACAAGAGCCGGGACCGGGACAAAGACAGGGCGCGAGACAAGGACAAGGAGCGCGAGAGAGACAGAGAGCGAGACAAGGAGCAGGAGCGCGAGGUCAAGGCCAGAGAGCGCGGAGACGUGCCAAGGGAGCGGGAGCGGGAGCGGCGGCGAGAGCGGGACCGAGAGCGGGAGCGCCACAAGGACACUGAGGAGAAGGCGAGGGACAAGAGCGAGCGGAAGGUGAAGGCAGCAGAGGAGUCCCGACCAAAAGCCCAUUCGGAGGAACCCAGCAAAGCUCGCAAGCCAGUGCCUGAAGAGAACUCAGAAAUGCCAGAGACAGAAUCAGAAGAGAGCCCCGCCAGGAUACCAAGACCAUCAUCAGCCAAAGGUCAGAGACGCUGGCCCAAAGCAGGAGGUCCAGAUGAGUCAGACAGUGAAGGAGAAGCUCCUGCAGCGGAGAGGCCUGCACCGUUAGAGAAUGGAGACACAACCGACGCCGGACCUCCUCAUGCUGCUCACAGGAGGAUACCUCGGCCCAGCAGUGCCCGGCCUGCACCGCCCCGAGUGAAGAAGCAAGAGAGCUACACUGAAGUGACCCCGGCCGAGAGACUGGGCAGUGGCAAGCCGGCGCCUGGUGUGAUCAUGGACGGGAAGAAGCUAUCUGAGGACGAGGACGAGGACGACGAGCAGUUUGUUGUGGAAGAAGCAGCUCCUGGCCCUACUGAUGUGCCUGAUAUGCCUGCAGAGGCUUCUGUUGAGCUUCAAGGUGAUGAAAGUCAUGGUGGUCUUGUGAAGAAGAUCCUGGAAACAAAAAAAGACUUUGAAGCUUCUCCAUCAUCUCCAAAGUCAAACCAGGAGCGGACGCUGGUGUCGGAGGCGGCGAGGCGGAAGGAGCGGGAGCUGGUGGCGCGGGAGAUCGAGCGACUGCGCUCGUCCAUCCAGACGGUGUGCCGCAGCGCCCUGCCGCUGGGCAAGAUCAUGGACUACAUCCAGGAGGACAUGGACGCCAUGCAGAACGAGCUGCAGGUGUGGCGCCGCGAGAACAAGGAGCACGCCCAGGCACUGCUGCAGGAGCAGAAGGUCACGGACGGUGCUGUGGAGCCGCUGAAGGCUGAGCUGUCCGAGCUGGAGCAGCUGAUCCGGGACCAGCAGGACAAAAUCUGUGCUGUCAAGUCCAACAUCCUCAGGAACGAGGAGAAGAUCCAGAAGAUGGUGCUGAGCAUCAACUUCUCCUCACAGACGUGAGAGGAGCAAAUAAACAGAAAGAACAGUAAUAACAAUAGGAAAACAAUGCACUGAACCCAACUAGGUGUCUCUCUUAAUUUAGCAUUGCUCAUGUUGUCCUUUGUUGUGAUGGCCAUGUCAGAAUUGCACUUUUUCAGUGAGCACCUUGGCUGUGCUGCAGACCACCGUUGUCUCACUGUCUAUUGAGAUGCCUUCCGUGAGAGACCCAGAGUCCCUCGUGCUCUGUGGCUGUGAUGGUGAAUAGACAUAGCAAGACACACCGGCACUGUGUACAGAUAGCCUCGCCUGGUACAUUUCACAUCCAUUUGCACACUUUCUUAAGAACUAAAACCCUAACUGAAUUAAUAUCUACAUAUUGUUGUACAUAUAGAGAGAUACUAAUUGCGAGACCGUUCUGUUCACCUCUUAAUUUUCUCCCCAAAGCUCAUGAUACAGCAAUAUACAGUACAUGUGCUGUACAGCGCAGACAUGCCAAAACCAGUAAAUACACUAAUGCUCUCUAGUCAGGCACCAUUGCACUUUGAUGAAACCCACUUCCUGGAUGGUGAGGGUGACCUUUCCUUUACAUAUGGUUAUGAGUGAACAUAAUAUAGGUAUAAGGGCAAACUAAGAGUUGAAAUGAUGUAAAAAAAAAACAUUUUGUCUGGAGCGCAUUAAUUGUAAUAGCUUUGGGAACUUUAACCCCCACCAGUCCAUUUCAGUUUUGAGGAUAUAAAACUUUCACAUUCUGUACAGCUGUGAUAUUGUCUUGUUGUGAUUUUGAUUCUGAAUCUGCUGAAGGCUUUUUGUACUUUUGCAAAAGAAAACCAACCCAUCCCACCCCCUCCCCCUAGUGGACAAACUGUGUUAUAUUUUUGUAUACAUCUAAAUUACUUAAAAGUAUAUAUAAAAAUAAACAAAGCAAUAUUCUAUUUCAGAUUUAGGAUCAAUAAAAUUGAGUUUAGCUGGUCUUGCAUAAAAAGUCAGUCAUGGUUCAUUGUCUAAACAUCUAUUCUAGAAGCAUUCCAUUCAUACAUCAGAGACAGCUCCACAUCCUAAACAAAAAUACACCCAUAAGCUUUUUCUGCAAUUUUAUUGUAUUUUGCAAUAUCAGGUCAAUAUAGUCUAAAUCAAUCAUAAAUACAAUUUCAUGUCAGUAUUAUACAUUUUAAGCAAAUUAAAAUAUAUAUUAGGUCAUCUCCAAUAUAUUAUUAGUAGUAAGAAGGACAUUUUAAUGCCUAUAUUUUAUAAAGAGGACCAUCCACACUGUAAACUCUUGUACCAUAUUUCUCAUUUUCCCAUUUGUUGUACAUUAUGUAUAUUUUGUUUGUAUCAUAGUUCACAAACAACUAUACUUUUUUGUAGUGGAGUGAAAUAAAAUGGUUUUGUUUCAAUAA
Sardina pilchardus (European sardine) is the source of this 3364-nucleotide messenger RNA. It is a transcript of the gene ift54, whose product is annotated as TNF receptor-associated factor 3 interacting protein 1. NCBI's taxonomy places the organism in Eukaryota, Metazoa, Chordata, Actinopteri, Clupeiformes, Clupeidae. Gene Ontology annotation, cellular component: axoneme; centrosome; ciliary basal body. Bases 114 to 1988 code for a protein of 624 amino acids. The record is from RefSeq and is a predicted model, not a curated record. Gene Ontology annotation, biological process: cilium assembly; regulation of microtubule cytoskeleton organization; intraciliary transport. The transcript is spliced from 16 exons. Gene Ontology annotation, molecular function: microtubule binding.